GUUUCGAAUAGCAAAUUGAUGCAAUGAUAGUUCGUCGAAGGCGAAGGACAUUAGAUAACAAGCAAUCGCAGAUGCAAAGCGCCAAGUUUGAUUAUGAACAUAUUUCUACUAAUUGUGUCGAAAACGUUGUCGAACAGAAGGAGAAAGACGGAGAAAUUGUUUCAAAUGUAAUUGAGAAGUUUAAGACGCUGGAAACGCUAAAAACUCGAAUUAAAAUCAGUCUCGAAGUUGAUUUAAUUUCAGUUAUUUUAUUAGUAAGUGGAAUUGUUACUCGAUUUUAUCGUUUAGAAGAACCACGGAGUAUAGUGUUUGAUGAAUUGCAUUAUGGAAAAUAUAUAGGACUUUACAUGAAAAGAACAUUUUUUUUUGAUUCACAUCCUCCUUUGGGAAAACAACUUAUUUCUGCAGUAGCGUAUUUAGCUGAUUUCGAUGGUCAAUUUAAAUUUGACAGGAUAGGAAGCCCUUACGCAGAUAUUGUCCCUUUGUUUGCAUUACGAUUAGUACCGGCAUUAUGCGGCAGUCUAUUAAUUCCGACAGCCUAUCAUUUGAUUUUAGAAUUAGGUUUAAAACAAUGGACUGCUGUUUUGGCGGGAAUUUUAUUACUAUUCGACAAUGCUUUGUUAACACAAUCUAGAUUUAUUUUAAUGGAAAGCAUUCUAAUGCAGUUUUCAUUAUUUGGACUGAUAUGUAUUAUCAAAUUCAGAAAAGUAAUGGAUCGACUAACAUGUUUAUCUUGGUGGAUAUGGUUAAUUUUGGGCAUUACUAAUUUAACAUGUGCAUUAUGUGUAAAAUAUGUUGGAUUAUAUUCAUUGAUCCUUGCAUUAUUUUUAAUUGCUUAUGAUUAUUGGAAUCUAAUACCAAGAAAAACUUUAUCUAACACAAUAUUAUGCAUUCAUCUUAUGAUAAGAAUAUUGAUAAUAUUAAGUGUUAUUUGUACUGUUUAUUUGACUGUAUUUUACAUACAUUUAACAAUACUCUCUAAAGCUGGGCCACACGAUUCAGUAAUGACAAGUGCUUUUCAAGCAAGUCUAGAUGGUGGUCUUGCUAGCAUUACAAAAGGCCAGCCUUUAGAAGUUACGCAUGGAUCACAGAUUACCUUGAGACAUACAUAUGGAAGAGCUUGUUGGCUUCAUAGUCAUAGUCAUAUGUAUCCAUUAAGAUAUCCAGAUGGAAGAGGCAGUUCUCACCAACAACAAGUUACAUGUUACUCAUUUAAAGAUGUCAACAAUUGGUGGAUUGUGAAAAAACCAGAGCGAAAUGAUUUAGUUGUUACAACACCUAGUGAACCAAUAAAACAUGGAGAUAUAAUACAAUUAGUACAUGGAAUUACAAGUCGAGCUUUAAAUUCACAUGAUGUUGCUGCCCCAAUGACACCUCAGAGUCAAGAGGUGUCUUGUUAUAUUGAUUACAAUGUAUCUAUGCCUGCUCAAAAUUUUUGGAAAGUUGAGGUUACUAACAAAGAUAAUACUGGUGAUGUUUGGCAUGCGAUUCAAAGCCAGAUUCGAUUAAUACAUGUAAAUACAGAUUAUGCACUAAAAUUUAGUGGAAGGCAAUUGCCUGACUGGGGCUUCAACCAGCAUGAAGUAGUGGCAGAUAGAUUAGUAGACCAAACAGACUCCAUAUGGAAUGUUGAAGAACAUAGAUAUACUAAAAGUGAAGAUCAGAAGCAAAGAGAAAGAGAAUUAAUUAAUGCUGAAAUGAUUCCAUUACAAGCUACUACUUUGAGCUUUUGGGAAAAAUUUGUAGAAUUACAGAUAAAAAUGCUUUUCAGCGGUCAAGAAGGACAAAACAGUCACAUGUAUUCUAGUGAUCCUUUAGAUUGGCCAUUAAUGUCUAGAGGAAUUGCAUAUUGGGUUUCUAAUGACAGUAAUGCUCAAGUGCAUUUAUUAGGUAAUAUAGCAGUUUGGUAUUCUGGAACGGCAUGUGUAAUUGUCUAUUCAUCUCUUUUAAUAUUUUAUACGUUAAGACGGAAACGAAUGUGCUUUGAUAUUACAUAUGAAGAGUGGAAGAAAUUUGUUAAUGUUGGAAGCAUGUUGUUAGCUGGAUAUUUAUUACAUUUUUUGCCUUUUAUAUUUGUUGAAAGAACUCUAUUUCUUCAUCAUUAUUUACCAGCAUUUAUUUUUAAACUACUGCUUACAGCAGCAACAAUAGAACAUUUAUAUUAUGUAAUUAGAGUUCGGUAUCAGCACAAUUUUUUGAUAUACACAUUAAAGUUUUGUACUAUCGUAUGGAUCACCUUUAUUAUUUAUGUAUUUAAAAAAUUUAUUAUACUUAGUUAUGGCACAACUCAUUUAAGUGCCAAGGAAGUUUUAAAGUUCAGAUGGAAAGACACAUGGGAUUUUAUUAUACAUAAAACAUAAUAGACAAUCAAAGAUGUAAAGUUUUUUUAAGUAUACAUUUAUAAAGUUGUUAUCUGCUUGUAUCAAAAGUUAUUUAAUGUAUCACUUAUAUAUACAUUGUAUGUUGAUAUUAUAGAGAACAAAUUUUAAUAAUUGUAAGAACAUUGUUCAAAUGUUCAAGGUACAAGUUUAAUUCACAUAUCUAGAUGUAUUAUUCUUCUUAUUUUUUUACAUAACGAAAAGUAUAUGAUAAAUUAUA
This is a messenger RNA of Bombus terrestris (buff-tailed bumblebee), 2598 nucleotides long. It is a transcript of the gene rt, whose product is annotated as protein O-mannosyltransferase 1. Bases 24 to 2360 code for a protein of 778 amino acids. The transcript is spliced from 7 exons. Gene Ontology annotation, biological process: protein O-linked glycosylation via mannose. Gene Ontology annotation, cellular component: endoplasmic reticulum; membrane. NCBI's taxonomy places the organism in Eukaryota, Metazoa, Arthropoda, Insecta, Hymenoptera, Apidae. The record is from RefSeq and is a predicted model, not a curated record. Gene Ontology annotation, molecular function: dolichyl-phosphate-mannose-protein mannosyltransferase activity.